Molecule: messenger RNA, 5648 nt
Organism: Gorilla gorilla gorilla (western lowland gorilla)
Lineage: Eukaryota; Metazoa; Chordata; Mammalia; Primates; Hominidae
Gene: DNAJC22
Product: DnaJ heat shock protein family (Hsp40) member C22
Exons: 3
Coding region: 559-1584 (341 amino acids)
Cellular component (GO): membrane
Source: RefSeq, a predicted model, not a curated record
CACUACAGAUAGGAGCGUCCCUUGCUCCUGCCAGGCUGCCCCUCCAUAGGGGCAGUCCUGUGCUGCUGUGCCUCGGUACCCGCACAAGGUGUCUGGGGACCGCCCGGACCCGCCCUUCCAUCGGCGGCAGCGCCACCUGGCGGCCAUGGUGCGGUGGUGUGGGAGGUGCUUGGCCCGGGCUGGGCACUGAGCCCACCGGAGCUGCAGGCCUUGCACCGAGUUUCCCCGCGAGGGCGGGCGGGAGGAGUCCCAGGCGGGAAUGUGAUCCCGAGGGGGCCGGGGAGGGCCCUGGGGAGGAGCCUGGCCUGGGGAAGCCGGACUUCCGUGACACAACAGACACAAAAGACAAAGUCCAUUUGGAUGGAAGUGGGAGCCGGGCGAGACGGGCCAUUUUCACUCUGUGGUCAAAGGAAAUGACUGGUCUGACUCUGUCUGGGAGCGGGGCACCCAGGGUCUAAGGAUAACUCUGGGGCCAUGACAGCCAUGAGUCUCACAGAGGACCCCGAGACUUCUGUGCUGCGAGUAACCGGACUUGUUCUGAGACCUUUGCCCUAGAGGAUGGCCAAGGGGCUCCUGGUGACCUAUGCCCUCUGGGCUGUGGGGGGCCCUGCUGGGCUCCACCACCUGUACCUGGGAAGGGACAGCCAUGCCCUGCUCUGGAUGCUGACCCUGGGGGGAGGUGGGCUGGGCUGGCUCUGGGAGUUCUGGAAGCUCCCAAGCUUUGUAGCUCAGGCCAACAGAGCCCAGGGACAGAGGCAGAGCCCCAGAGGGGUGACACCCCCUCUGAGUCCCAUUCGCUUUGCUGCCCAGGUGAUAGUUGGCAUCUAUUUUGGCCUUGUGGCACUGAUUAGCCUUUCUUCCAUGGUCAACUUCUAUAUUGUGGCCCUCCCACUGGCAGUUGGCUUAGGGGUCUUGCUGGUGGCUGCUGUUGGCAACCAGACCUCAGACUUUAAGAACACUCUGGGGGCAGCAUUUCUCACUUCACCUAUCUUCUAUGGCCGCCCCAUAGCCAUACUGCCCAUUAGCGUGGCCGCCAGCAUUACAGCUCAGAGACAUCGCCGCUACAAAGCUUUGGUGGCAUCAGAGCCGCUCAGUGUGCGGCUCUACCGUCUGGGCUUGGCUUACCUUGCUUUCACAGGCCCACUGGCAUACAGUGCCCUCUGCAACACAGCUGCCACCCUCAGCUAUGUGGCAGAAACCUUUGGCUCCUUCUUGAAUUGGUUCAGCUUCUUCCCCCUUCUUGGCCGCCUCAUGGAGUUUGUCCUCCUUCUGCCUUACCGGAUCUGGAGGCUACUGAUGGGGGAGACUGGCUUCAACAGCAGCUGCUUCCAGGAGUGGGCGAAGCUCUAUGAGUUUGUUCACAGUUUUCAGGAUGAGAAGCGUCAGCUGGCUUACCAGGUUUUGGGCCUCUCAGAAGGGGCGACAAAUGAAGAAAUAAAUCGGAGUUACCGGGAGCUAGUGAAGGUCUGGCACCCAGACCACAACCUGGACCAGACAGAGGAGGCACAGAGGCACUUCCUGGAGAUCCAGGCUGCGUAUGAAGUCCUGAGUCAACCCAGGAAGCCCUGGGGAUCCCGGAGGUGAAAAGAAACUUCCCCCUGGGGACUGACUCUUCCUAGCAGAGCUGGGCAACUUGUCCCAAAUCUAGCUUUGCCCACGAAUGGCAUCCCAACAGAGUUAAAGAAACUGCUUGCAGGGGCCGGGCGUGGUGGCUCAUGCCUGUAAUCCCAGCACUUUGGGAGGCCGAGGCGGGCAGAUCACGAGGUCAGGAGUUCGAGACCAGCAGCCUGGCCAAUAUAGUGAAACUUCGUCUCUACUAAAAAUACAAAAAAUUAGCCAGGAGUGGUGGCAGGCACCUGUAGUCCCAGCUACUUGGGAGGCUGAGGCAGGAGAAUCACCUGAACCUGAGAGGCGGAGGUUGCAGUGAGCGGAGAUCACACCACUGCACUCCAGCCUGGGCAACAGGAGUGAAACUCCAUCUCAAAAAAAAAAAAAAAAAAAAAAAAAAAAAGAAAAGAAACUGCUUGCAGGGGACAUGAGAAAACAAUGGGGUGAGAAAAGGUUGUGGUAGAAGGAUGUGUUUGUAUUCUGAAUUUCUGAAUUCUUGCCUAUUGCAUUCUUGACAAUUUUUCUUAAAACCAGAGAGUGAAAGGCAUAUUAUAAAACAAUCAAAUAUCUUUUAGAGUAUGGACAACUAUUAUAUAUCAAAAAAAAUUAAUUAGAAAAAAUAUAUCUUUUAGAGAACACACCACCUUAUCCUACCCAUGAUAUAUUGAUGUGUGAUGGAGAAAGACUAUUUAACUGUUUUUUUAAAUGUGUAAAGCAGCAGGGCAUAGUGGCUUACGCCUGUAAUCCCAACACUUUGGGAAGCUGAGGUGGGAGGAUCACCUGAGGUCAGGAGUUCAAGACCAGCCUGGCCAACCAACAUGGUGAAACCCCAUUUCUACUAAAAAUACAAAACUUAGCCAGCCAUGGUGGCACAUGCCUGUAGCCCCAGCUAGUCGGGAGGCUGAGGCAGGAAAAUCACUUGAGCCUGGGAGGUGGAGGUUGCAGUCAGCUGAGAUUGAGCCACUGCACUCUACUCCAGCCUGGGCGGCAGAGCUAGAUUCUGUCUCAAAAAUUAAAUAAAUAAAUAAAUAAAUAAAUAAAUAAAUAAAUAAAUGUGUAAAGCACUAUGUUAGGAGAUUGAAGGAAAAAUAUGAAGGUUCUAGUAUUCACAAGCUGUCCUGUGAUAAGAGAGAUUUGAUCUUUUCUGUAGAUGGGGUGAGACUAGGAUUAAAUUUCAAAAUUUGAGAAAAAUAUUUUCAUUCCAUUUAUGGGAGAACUUUCUAGCAGCUACACUUUCUCCAAAAGGGAACAAGCUACUGUGGAGUGGGGGGUAGUUCUUCCUCCUCUGCUUAGAGGAGAAUUUUUGGAGAGCUCUCAGACUUUACAUAGGUGGUUGGACUGGCUGACUUCUCAGGUCUUCCCAGUAUUUGAGGUCUGAUUCUGGGCUACAUACCCUACUCCUAGAAGCAUACAAUCUGAUGGGAGAUAAUGACACAGGUAAACAGAUAUCAAAGCCCUUGUUCAGUGUUUUGAACUAAAUGUCAUAAGAGCUGUAAAUAGUGUAUUGGGACAUUGGAGGAGGGACAGAUAACAUUGUUUUAUGGGGACUCAGAAAGAUUCAUGAUUUUAUAUGUCAUAUGUCCCUUUGGGGACUUUGGGGAACCCUAGGGAACCAGCGGCUAGAGCAUCUCAAGGGGACCUUAUUCAAUUCUAGGUAACUAGCCAGGUGUGAAAGAAAGGGCCCAGGGUGUCUCACUUUGCAGAGGAAGAUUGGAGACCAGGAACAUGAUUUUAAAUUAUGUGCCUUUACUGCAGCUUUCUUGCUCUCUUUGUGUGUGUGCAUUCUUUCCAUUUUUUUCUUCUUUCUGGAUGUUAAAUCUGAGUAAUAUAUAUCAUUUUUAAAGUGGAAUUAUGACCAGGCAUGGUGCCUCUUGCCUAUAAUCCUAGCACUUUGGCAAGCCAAGGCAGGAAGAUUGCUUGAGCCCAGGAGUUCAAGACCAGCCUGGGCAACAUGGCAAAACUCCAUCUCUACAAAAAGUACAAAAAUGAGCCAGGUGUUGUGGGGUGCGCCUGUAGUCCCAGCUAAGGAGGCUGAGAUUGGGAAGAUCACUUGAACCCAAAAGGUGGAGGCUGCAGUGAGCUGAGAUCGUACCACUACACUCCAGCCUGAGUGACACGGUGACAGCCUGUCUCAAAAAUAUAAAAAUAAAUAAAUAAAUAAAGUGGAAUUAUGUUGACGACUAUUCUCUCUAUUCUCUCUCUCUCUCUUUUUUUUUUUUUUUUUUGGAGAUGGAGUCUUGCUCUGUCACCCAGGCUGGAUCUUGGCUCACUGCAACCUCUGCCUCCUGGGUUCAAGCAAUUCUCCUGCCUUAGCCUCUUGAGUAGCUGGGAUUACAGGCACCUGCCACCACGCCCGGCUAAUUUUUGUAUUUUUAGCAGAGAUGGGGUUUCACCAUGUUGGCCAGGAUGGUCUCGAUCUCUUGACCUUAUGAUCUGCCCGCCUUGGCCUCCCAAAGUGCUGGAAUUACAGGCAUGAGCCACCACACCUGGCCACUGUUCUCAAAUUGUAUUAUGGAGUUUUUUUGUUUUUUUUUUUUUUUACAAAAUAUGGAUAUAUUUUAAUUUACUCAAAUGGGAACUACUGAUAAGCAGUUCUUAUUUUUCCAGCAUAAGCAAGGCUACAAUAAAUAUCUUUGAAUAUAUGUACUGAUGCUUUUUGUUUUUUGUUGAAGCUAUAUCCCAAUAAGUGAUAAAUAGGGUCGAAGAGAGAACAUGUUUUUUACAAUUUUGAUUGAUAUCAUAUUGGGCCACACAUGGUGGCUCAGGCCUGGCAUCCCAGCACUUUGGGAGGUUGAGGUGGGAGGAUAGCUUGAGCUCAGGAGUUCAAGACCAGCUUGAGCAACCUAGUGAGACCUCAUCUCUACUAAAAAAACAAAACAAACAAACACAAAAUUAGCUAGGUGUGGUGGCAUGUGCCAGUAGUCCCAGCUAGUUGGGAGGCUGAGGUGGAAAGAUUGCUUGAUCCUGGGAGGUUGAGGCUACAGUGAGCUGUGAUGGUAUCACUGCACUCCAUCCUGGGCAACACAGCAAGACCCUGCCUCAAACAAAUGUAUUUGGUUGAUAUUGUAUCAGAUUUCUUCUGAAAAACGUUUUAACGGUUUAGACUUUCACCAAGUGCAAGAAACUGGCAUUUUCUUUGUAACUGGCCUGGAAUGUUACCACUCUUUUAAACUUUUGUCGAGAUGAUCGUGAGAAAUAGUAUCUAAUUACUUUAAUUUGCAUUUCCCUGACGCCUAAUGAAGUUCAGCAUCUCUUCAAAUCUUUAUUGGGCAUUUGGAUUUUCUCUUCAGUGAAUUGCUUCAUCAUAUUCUCUAUUUAUUCUAAAGUUGUGUUCCUAUUUGUCGCUCUCAAAUCUAGUUUGGUGGAAUCCUUGCAUGUUAGAAACCUUAACCCUCGUAAUAUGUGUUGUAGAUAUUUUUCCCUCGCCUAUGAGUUGUCUUUCAUCCUUGAGCAUGAGUUUUAGAGCCAGAAGAACAACAGCAGGAUUUGAAUCAGGUUACAUUAUUUUCUAGUUGUCAUAUUUUUUAUUUCUUCAGCCUCUUAGAAUCUUAGUUUCCUUUAAAAUUGAGAUAAUAGUAUCUACUUUAUUCAAAAAAAUUUUUUGGCUGGGCGCGGUGGCUCACGCUUGUAAUCCCAGCAUUUUGGGAGGCCAAGGCAGGCGGAUCACCUGAGGUCAGGAGUUUGAGACCAGCUUGGCCAACAUGGUGAAAACCCAUCUCUACUAAAAAUACAAAAAUUAGCCAGGUACAGCGGGGCAUGCCUGUAAUCCCAAGUACUCAGGAGGCUGAGGCAGGAGAAUCACUUGAACCCGGGAGGCAGAGAUGAGGUAGUGAGCUGAGAUCGCACCACUGCACUCCAGCCUGAGUGGUAGGGCGAGACUCUGUCUCAAAAAAAAAAAUUGUUUUUUCAUUUAUUUAUUUAUUGAGACAGGGUCUUGCUCUGUUGCCCAGGCUGGAGUUUAGUGGGGUGAUCACAGCUCACUGUAGCCUGGAACUCCUGGGCCCAAGUGAUCCUCCUGCCUCAACCUCCCAAGUAGCUGG